Molecule: messenger RNA, 2763 nt
Organism: Arvicola amphibius (Eurasian water vole)
Lineage: Eukaryota; Metazoa; Chordata; Mammalia; Rodentia; Cricetidae
Gene: Spag1
Product: sperm associated antigen 1
Exons: 19
Coding region: 1-2763 (920 amino acids)
Cellular component (GO): cytosol; mitochondrion
Molecular function (GO): heat shock protein binding
Source: RefSeq, a predicted model, not a curated record
AUGACUGCUAAGGAUUGCCCAUCAUUGUGGGGCUUUGGAACAACAAAGACAUUUAAAAUUCCUGUCGAGCAUUUGGAUUUCAAGUAUAUUGAAAAAUGUUCAGAUGUGAAACACCUGGAAAAAAUUCUUUGUGUGUUGAGGUCGGGCGAAGAAGGCUACUACCCUGAACUCACGGAAUUUUGUGAGAAGCGCCUCACCGGCUUGGCUCCCAAGAGUCGAGCUCUAAGGAAAGAUAAGCCUGCAGCGACAGCGGCCAGCUUCACAGCCGAGGAAUGGGAAAGGAUUGACAGCGACAUAAAGAGUUGGGUAUCAGAAAUCAAGAGAGAGGAAAAUGCAAGGCACUUCCAUGACCCGGAAGCACAUCCAGGAGUGGAAGAUCAUUUGCCUCCAGUUCGUGGCUCAGACAGCUGCCCUCAUAGUGGCAAGGAAGUAUAUUCUAAAAGAAAGCCAGUCAAGAAGAAAAUCCCGAGGGAUUAUGCAGAGUGGGAUAAAUUUGAUGUGGAAAAAGAAUGUUCAAAAAUUGAUGAAGAUUACAAAGAAAAUACAAUAAUAAACAACAAGGCUCAUUUGUCUAAAAUUGAGACAAAAAUAGACACGGCAGGUCUAACUGAGAAGGAAAAGUGUCUUCUUGCCAAUCGUGAAAGGGAAAAAGGAAACGAGGCUUUCCACGCAGGGGAUUAUGAAGAGGCCGUGAUGUAUUACACCAGGAGCUUAUCAGCCCUUCCCACCGUGUCUGCCUACAACAAUCGCGCACAAGCGGAAAUCAAACUGCAGCGGUGGGGCAGUGCUCUCCACAACUGUGAGAAGGCCUUGGAGCUCGAGCCGGGAAACGUCAAAGCCCUCCUGAGACGUGCUACUACCUACAAACAUCAGAACAAGCUCCAGGAGGCCAGGGAGGACCUGCAAAGGGUGCUGUGUGUGGAGCCUCAUAAUGAUGUGGCCAAGAAAACCUUGGCAGAGGUUGAAAGUGAGCUGAAGAAAGCAGAGCCUGCCUCCGAGCCGCAAACCAAAGGGAAGAGGAUGGUUAUUGAGGAAGUCGAGAACUCAGGAGAUGAAGGUGAAAAGGGAAGCAGAGAUAAAGGUGAAGAAGGCGGUGCGGAUACAGGUGAGGCAUCUUUUCUUUCUGGUUCCGCCAACUGCUCCUACCCUUGCGCCAUGGGCAACAUCCAGAAGAAGCUGAUGGGCAGGAGCGAAGGCGGCAGGCGAUCGCGUCGGGGCCGGACACCGCGGCCCCGAGCCGAGCAGCCAGGAGGCCCGCGGGAGACAGAGACGGCCAGUAGCACCGACGACCCGCACCCCGGGGAGCCCCGAGCUUCCCAGGAUCCCGGUGACCUCAAGAGCCAGGGCAACGAGCUGUUCCGCAGUGGGCAGUUCGCCGAGGCGGCCUCACAGUAUUCGGCGGCGAUAGCGCAGCUGGAAACUGCAGGAAGUGAAAGUGCGGGUGAGCUAAGCAUCUUGUAUUCAAAUCGAGCAGCGUGCUACCUCAAAGAAGGGAACUGCAGCGGCUGCAUCCAGGACUGUAACAGGGCUCUGGAACUCCAUCCAUUCUCAGUGAAGCCUCUUCUUCGACGAGCAACCGCGUAUGAAACUUUAGAGCAAUAUGGGAAAGCUUACGUGGAUUACAAGACAGUGCUGCAGAUCGACCGUGGAAUCCAGCUGGCGAGCAGCAGUGUUAACAGGAUAACAAAGAUCUUAAUGGAGCAAGAUGGACCAAAAUGGCGGGAGAAUCUGCCACCCAUCCCAGUUGUACCCACGUCUGAGCCCCUGCGAAUCUGGCAUCCUGCUGCAGAGACCCCAGACCAGGAGCCACAUCCCAGCAGCUGCCCGCCUGGCAUCACAGAUGAAAAAACGUUUCAAUCCCUUAAGGAAGAAGGAAAUCAACUCGUAAAGGAGAAAAACUAUAAAGAUGCCAUCAGUAAAUACAGCGAAUGCCUAAAAAUCAACAGCAGGGAGUGUGCCAUAUACACAAACAGGGCUCUCUGUUACUUGAAGCUGGGCCGGUUUGAAGAGGCAAAGCUGGACUGUGACCAGGCGCUUCAGAUAGACGGAGGGAAUGAGAAAGCCUGUUACAGACUAGCGCUCGCCCAGAAAGGACUCGAGAACUGCCAGGAAAGCUUUGCUGGCCCCAGUCAAGCCCUUCUACACCCAGACCCAGGCGAGGGAAAGACAGGGCUGCAAGAGGCAACCAGGCGCCCUGAUGCUGAGAAUGGCAACGCGUCUCCCAGCAAAGGAAGGGUGAGGAGGAGGAUCGAAGUUCAAGAGGUAAACGAAAUCAGUGACGAGGAGCCCGAGAGACCUGCAGAGACCUCUGCCGCCUCCCUGCCUGCUGAGGAGGGAGUUGGAGAAGGAGGCUCUGCAGAACACUCCAAAAACCUCGAGGUCUCCAGGCCUAGCAACGCCUAUGAGUUCGGGCAGGUCCUCCACACCAUCUGCACCCAGAAAGACGCAGAGGCCUGUGCACAGCUUUUGGCCGUCACUGCACCCAGAGAUCUGCCAGUGUUGCUAAGUAACAAACUCGAAAGCGACAUGCUCCUCCUCCUCAUUCAGUCUCUGAAGAGUCACCUCGUGGCUAAGGACCCUGUGCUGGUGUAUGAGCAUCUCUUGUACCUGAGCAGGGCUGAGAGGUUUAAGAUGACCCUGACACUAAUUAACCAAGACCAAAAGGAGCAGAUGGCACAGCUGCUUGACAGCCUGUCACAUGCACGGGCCGACCGGUUCACUGCGGAGGACGUGCAGGCCCUAAGAAGGCAGUACGGGCUUUAA